Messenger RNA from Brachypodium distachyon (stiff brome), 702 nucleotides. Its product is annotated as ice-structuring glycoprotein-like. Lineage: Eukaryota; Viridiplantae; Streptophyta; Magnoliopsida; Poales; Poaceae. The transcript is spliced from 3 exons. The record is from RefSeq and is a predicted model, not a curated record. The coding region runs from base 1 to 702 and encodes 233 amino acids.
AUGGACGACGACGACGAAGACAGCGACAACACGCCCCUGAUCGUGCGGAGAUCAAGGGCGUUCGCAGCGGCCGUAGCCGCCUCCUCGGUGGCGCCUUCCGCCCAGGCAACGGCCGCCAAGCCCGCAGCGGCCGCCGCUCCAGGGGUGCCCGUCGGUACUUUGGCAGCGGCCGCGUCCGUGGGGGUCGCCGGAGCCGCAAUGACGACAUCCGCCCUAGCAGCGACCGCCGGCACCGCGUCGGCAGCUGCUCCGGGAGCACUCGUCGACUCCUUGGCGGGGGCCCUGAGCGACCCGGCGACGGCCUCAGCAGCAACGGCCGCCGGGGGCAUGAGCGCGCCCGCACCGGGGGCGAGUGCUACCGUAAUCAAUCUCGACUCUGUCGUCGAGGUCACGGGGGCGGCGGAAGACGAGAUCCAUGGCCUCCGCGUCAAGCUGGAGGUACAAGUCAAGGCCACCGAGGACGCGGUGGGAGCAGCGGCUUGGCACGAGAUCCAGCUUGGCUCUGCCAAGGAUAGAGCGGCCAAGCUUGAGACCGAACUGACCGCCGUCCGGGAGGAGCUUGCCAAGGCCGGCAACGCGAUCGCGGUGAAGACCGUGGAGCUUGCGGCGCUGGAAGACAACGUCCGCAAAGCCAAAAAGGCUGCGCAUGACGCUUGGCUCCAUCACAGCACGCUGAUCGGGCAGCGGCAAAUAGAAACCUAG